Diospyros lotus (date-plum) is the source of this 2634-nucleotide messenger RNA. RefSeq names its product UDP-glycosyltransferase 75C1-like. Bases 218 to 1585 code for a protein of 455 amino acids. NCBI's taxonomy places the organism in Eukaryota, Viridiplantae, Streptophyta, Magnoliopsida, Ericales, Ebenaceae. The transcript is spliced from 4 exons. The record is from RefSeq and is a predicted model, not a curated record. Gene Ontology annotation, molecular function: UDP-glycosyltransferase activity.
AUUUAUAAUUAAGUUGAGUCCGCUUGUGAAUGUCCAUUAGCAAAGCUUAAUUAAUGGGAAUCAAUUUCUCUAUCAUUAAUCAGCUGUUACUAAUGCGGCCGUUCGUCACGAAAGACGUCACGGCCGGCCAGCGGCUCCAUUCGCGUAUAAAUGAAGAAGAAGCAUAAGCGGCAGCAUUAAUUUCAAGGGCUUGUUCGAAGGAGGCGUUGCAGAAUUCAUGGAUGAUCUUCGAGUCCUUCUCGUGACUUUUCCGGCCCAAGGCUUCAUCAACCCAUCUCUCCAAUUGGCCAAGCGCCUCGCCGCGAUGGGCCUCACCGUCACUUUCGUCACCGCCGCCUCCGCCCUCAACCGCAUGGCCAAAGCCACCGCCACUCCUACGACGGGCUUGACCUUCGCCCCCUUCUCAGACACCGACUUGGAUCUCGACGGCGAUUUAGAAACCUACGUGACUGAGCUCCGGCGUCCGGGGUCGGAGGCCGUGGCCGAGAUCAUCACAUCCGUCGCCGGGAGCGGCCAGCCUUUUAACCUCGUCGUCUACACCUUUCUCCUCCCAUGGGUGGGCCAAAUCGCCGGUUCUCUUAAUCUUCCGUCGAUAUUUCUCUGGGUUCAACCCGCUGCCCUCUUUGGCCUUUACUACCAUUACUUGAACGGCUACGGGGACGCCAUUAGAGAGAUUAUCAGUGACCCUUCACUGUUCGUCGACUUGCCAGGAUUACCUCGCCUCCAUAACCGCGAUCUUCCCUCUUUCAUACUCGCUUCAAACGUCAAUAGUUCACCAGGUCCACAACUUCGAGAGCAUCUAGAUGUUGUUGCCACAGAAAGAAACCCUAAAAUUCUUGUCAACUCAUUCGAUGCAUUGGAACCGGAGGCGCUCAGAGUAAUCGAGAACAUCAACUUGGUCGCCGUCGGACCGUUAAUCCCGUCGGCUUUCUUGGAUGGCAAGGAUCCGUCUGACACUUCAUUUGGAGGAGACCUCUUUCAAAAUAAAUUUGAAAACUGCAUGGAAUGGCUGAAUUCAAAGCCGAAGGAAUCCGUUGUUUACGUGUCGUUCGGAAGCAUCGUGGUUCUAUCGGAUAAGCAGAAGGAGGAACUUGCUGGAGGGCUGCUGGAGAGCCGCCGGCCGUUCUUGUGGGUGAUGAGAGGAUCGGAAAAAGGCGAGAAGCUGAGCAGAAAGGAGGAAUUGGAAGAGCAUGGGAUGAUGGUGCCAUGGUGUUCCCAGGUGGAGGUUCUGCAACACCCAUCGCUGGGAUGCUUCGUCAGCCACUGCGGCUGGAAUUCAGCCGUUGAGAGCUUGGUUUCCGGCGUCCCGGUUGUGGGUUUUCCACAGUCGUACGACCAGGCGACGAACGCGAAGCUUGUUGAAGAUGUUUGGAUGACGGGAAAAACAGUGGGAAAGAAGGAGGAAGGGGUAGCUGAAAGCGGGGAGAUCAAGAGAUGCAUAGAAAUGGUGAUGGAAGGUGAGGAGAUGAGAAGGAAUGCCAAGAAGUGGAAAGAUUUGGCUAAGGAAGCUGCCAUAGAAGGUGGGUCGUCGGACUUGAAUCUCAAAGCGUUUGUCGCCCAUGUGAAGGCUGAGAUUCGAGGCUGAAUCAUUUUCCCGGAAAAUGGCUGAGAAUUUCUUCUCGUUUUGCUUGGAAAUUUUCGUGGAAAAAUAAAUGUCGUUUAAGGCUAUGUUUGUUGAGUUAUGCUAUUCGGCGAGCCUCAAUGCCACCCUCAAUGCGAGGUCAAGAUAUAUCGCGAUAUAUUGCGAUAUAUCGCGAACAAAACAGCAGCCCUCCCCCCUGCGAAAUUCAAAUUUCUGAAACCUCUCUUUCUCUCUCUCUCUCCCUCCUUCCCUCUCCCUUCCCCUUCCAGCCGUGCCUUCUUCCCCUUCCGGCCGUGAAUGCGGAGUUCGUCCCUCUCCCUUCUUCCCCUUCCGGUCGUGCCUUCUUCCCCUUCAGCCAUUAAUGCGGAGUUCGUUUGGCUCGUUCCAGCUCUCUCGAUUGCAACCACGUACUCCUUCCGGCCGUGAACGUACUCAUCUCUGUCUCUCUCUCUCUCUAUUGGCCGUGCGACCAAGCCUCCUCCAUUGCAGCGGAAGCCGAGUCUCCUCCAUUGCAGCAAGUUCGACAUCUCUCUCAAGAGCUAUGUAAAUCACUGAUUUUGGGUAUUCCAACCGUCUGAUCUUCGAUCCGAGCUUAUUUUCACCGUGAAAGUGGCACCGAUCUACAAGGAGGCAUUCUCCGAACCAAACUGUUGUUGCCGAGAAUCCUAUGUAGGUUGAUGAAAGUGGCAAAUUGAAUUCAACGGCCGUCGACUGAUAUAAUUAUGAAAUUUGUAGGUGAGCAAUGUUGUUGUUGGAGUGACUACAGAGAAGAAGUGAUCCGACUAAGUUCACAUUUGCCUUGUGGAAUACCAAUCCGUAGAUAUUAGUUCAAGAUUAUUGUGUCCUUUAGGAGUGAAGAUGGAUAUGGAGAUACAUUGUGCAUAUAAGAGUGAAAUUGGCAUUACAACAGUGCAGAUAUGUGAGGGUCUUAAAGAAAUCGAACUGAUUGAUUUGUACUGAGAGGACAAGAAUGGGAAAUAGAUGACAUUUGUGGCGUUUGUGUGAUGUUAUAUCGGAUAAUUGUUUGCAGUAUAUGUGUUUCUAGUUGUACU